Molecule: messenger RNA, 3088 nt
Organism: Athalia rosae (coleseed sawfly)
Lineage: Eukaryota; Metazoa; Arthropoda; Insecta; Hymenoptera; Athaliidae
Exons: 5
Coding region: 1317-2912 (531 amino acids)
Source: RefSeq, a predicted model, not a curated record
UCGAUAAUUUCAUCAAUGAUAAUCACAUAAUGACGUUGUGGACGACGACGUAAAUCACAAAUAUUCAAUCUCGAAGAGGAAUUCAUUUAUGAAUUCCAUCAUUAUCAGCCAAUGCCAAGCCUUUCGAAAAACUCUCGUCAUUUUUGUAUACGCAGGUUCCAGGUGUGUCAACAAAGCGUGAUGGUCGAGGUUUUUCAAACGGAUGAAAAACAUGAUGAAUUGUUUCGAUGUAAUUUCCGAAUUCAAAUAUCAUUCACUGCUGAAUACUUUUCACCGUCAAAGAGAAGCUGCCACUAACAUAUUUACCCACUUUAUAGAUGUGACUCAAUCUUGACCCGAGAACUUGAAUAUUAGCUGAAUUCAAAGAUCGAUAAGUCUUAUCGUAGCAAAGACUAUAAAUUAUGAAAUCCGCAUGCACUAGAUAUCACAUUGGAGUUUGCAACACGCAUUAUUCCGUAAUCUGUUCGUAUUUUGAAUUGGCACGUUUGUCUUCUUUCUCUUUCGUCUCUUUUUCUCUCUCUUUGCCUCAGCCGACAAUGAGAUCCACACGUUUGCUUCGAUUGGCAUCGCGUUACACUAAGUGUAAAAUAUAAGUAUACAACCACCAAGUUAUCACAGCGGUACUUGACUUAGAUAGAUAAACUAUCAAUCUAUAGCUUGUUUUAUCUCCCUGGCGAUCGCCCGUUCAAAUUUGGAUCGUCAUCCAAGUCUUUUUCCUUAUUGAAAAAUGAAAGUUCAUAUAAUUGUCGAUCCUCUGUUUUUGUGGUAUCAGUCGCGGACGAGCAAGAGAAAUCGUAUAAUUUCAUUGGAAGAGUUUCAUGAGAAUGCCGAUGUUCGAUGCGUCUAAAUAAUAAACGCACCUUGACACGUGAGACAAAUAGGUCAGAUUUUCGUGAGGAUAUCGCAUGUGGGUGACAUCAUCACAUGUUAUAAAGAGUUGUUGAGUUAAUGGAGAUGGCAAAAUGCACCGAAUGUUGACACCGGUGUGACGGUAUAAUUCCCAUACGGAUGUAGUAAUAAUAGUAAAAUAUAACAAACGCAUUGAAUAAUCAUUUCCAACGCUUUUUCACGAGAUAAUUGCAUCCUGUAAUGGGUCACCGUUCCUAGCAGUGAUGUUCAAACCGUAGAGGAAUUAUUUCUCUAAUAAUUCCUCAGUCCAACUUUACUCGCGAUGGGAUAUAUCUGCGUAUCCCGUGAUACAAGUAUAACUUUGUCGAAUCCGUAGCAAUGAUUUGAAAUACAAUUGCGUAUUUAACGUUGACAAUAAACUUGUAGAAAGUCAUAAUUAUAUGACGGCAAAAGAAUAAAAAGGAGCAAUGAAGAAUUGGUCUCUGAUCUGGAAUUUUUUCUUCGUCGUUUUUUUCAUCCCCGGAAACUUUUCAGCGGUUAAACCGAUCACCGAUUUGAUGGGACGUUCACAUAUGCUAUCUACCGGAUUCCUCUUCCAAAGAAACAUAUCGAUAAAUCAAAAGACAUGUUCGUGCUCGACAGCAUUUUCUUGCUCUUGUUGCCAGAGCGUCAAGAUAUUACUUCGGGGCAUCACCAGGAACUUUUGCGUCAAUUUCAACUAUCAAUCGACCGGAUUGAGCAUGAACAUCACUUUGGGUUCGAACACUAUCCGAUAUGUUUCGGUCAUAGAUUACAGAGCGUUUAGAGUCUGCACUUCGAUACCGGACUGUUACCACUCCUAUGCUUGCGCCGAUGUUAUAGAGCUAUCCAGGUUCCCGAGAUCCAUAACGAUCUGCUUGCAACUUGAUUUCACGUCCAAAUUAGAUAGAUGGAUGAUAAAUUACAACUGUAUCAGUGUUUCGAACCAAUUACCAAAUGGUUCUGUAACAACAAUUUCGCCGGCGACGACAACCAACAUCGUCCUGAAUGGAACGAUGCCCGGAAUACAACCUACGACCCCUGGUCCAAUAUUAAUUGACCAAAGGGGGAAUUUAACCGGUCAACAGCUAUCUGCAGGUCAAAUGGGGACAAUUCCUGGAGGAUCUGCGCAAAUGCCGCCCGGGCCUGCACCCAAACAAAUGUCGGGAAUUUUCAAAAGAUCGGGCGGUACUCAUCUUCUUCGGAAGAUGAGAACAAUUCAAGGAAUCGGUUGGCUCUCAGCGAUGAGAACGAAAUCGAGUAAAAUUCGACCUGGUAAAUUCAAGAGUAGCAUUCAACUGCAGCAGAUAUUUGGUUGCAGUAAAUUUAAAUUGCCAUUAAAUUCUGGUUCUAACAGUAGAAUGGUGAAAAUUUCACCGAACAAUUUGUCAGAUCUACAAAGAAAGCGUACAGAAAUUCAGAAAGGCAAACGUAGGAGACGAAGUGUUCGCCAAUCAUCUAAUGUACCAAUGAGAAUGCAGGUGAUUCUGCGGGGUCGGAGAAACGGUUUGCCAAGAUUUAGAAGCAGCAGAUCGGCGGCGAAUCGCAAAAUGUUUCCUAAAACCACGUCAAGAAAUUCAAAAAUCGUCAAUGGCGACAGCAUAUUGAUUCCCAUGUUACAAUCGGGACCAGGUAAUGUUUCGGCAUUCAAUAUUGCCUCAACAUUUACCGAUGGAGGUGGUACUGCGGAAUUUUCGACCAUUCAACGGAUUCCAAUUACGCCGGCAUACGAGUUUGUGAAUCCGAUAUCUCCUUCAGUAUUUGUUCUAGUAAAUCCGCAAUCUCCAGUCGACGGAUCAAUCCCCGUAGUAGGGACGUCCACGAAUUACGACAACAGAACAAGUAAUUUCCCCAACCGAAUGCCGCCGAGUUUUGGAGUCAGUUCAAGAAUUGGACCGUUCGGUCAAAACAACGUAUCUCAAUUUGAUACCAGCCCGGAAGAGCUAGAGACUAUGAAACCCCAACCCGAACUUAAUCCAAACAGCAAAAUCAUUGAAAUUACCACCAGUGAUACGACAGAUGGAAGAAUGAUAUUUCCGCAAUAAAUUUUUAUCGUUGUGAGUAAAAGUCAACGCAUUUUCUAAUAUCAGAGGAUAAACAAAGGACGAGGGAUGAAGUAACAGUAAUCCAGUCUCAUACUUAAUUUAAUGAAGUGUAUAAAUUUAUUAAAAUUAGGCAGGAUUGAAAUGAUUACAAUAUCAGCGUUUUCUCUGAAAUUUCC